CCGUGCAAGUAAUCAGUCACGUGAGGAUAAGUCGCCAGGCGCGCAAAACAAAAUGGCGGCCAAGUCGAGGGAGUUCUCUUUUAAGGAGCUUUCAUCCAGGUCCAACCUAAUUGAUUACCCUGAGGAUGACGAGGACGAAGACACUGCAAAAGCUCCAAGAAGAAACCCAUUUGACUUUGGUGACACAAACACUCCAGCUCUGGACUUCUCCUUUGGUGCAGACUCCAAGUUUGUCAGUAACACAGAAGUCAAUGAGUUUUUCAAGGCGUCCCGUCCCAUUGCCAUAACCGAUGAUGAUGAGCCACUAGGAGCUGCUUGGGGAGGGGCACAGUAUAGUCUUAAAGCGGAAGAACCCAAAGCACAAGUCCAGUCGGCAAGACUACGAUCUGGUAGCUCUAACCAAGCGACUGCUCAGUCCAGUCCAGGGAAAGUUUAUAGUUGGGCCAACCCCACAGCAACAAAGCCAAAAGUAUUGACAAGUGCAAGCAAACCCACAUCUUAUGCGACAAAGACAGUUCCACCUCCCCCAAAGCCUACCCAGCACCCAACAAAGUCAGUCCCUGCCUCAUCUGUGAGAAGUAAUACAGGAUCACCAGCCGCAGCUCUACAGACCGUCAGUGCAUCUAUUGAUGAUGUUAUAAAGCAAACUCCACAAAUAUCAGUCCACGAGUAUCAACUAUUACAGAAAGAGGCAGGGCAACUCAGGCGGGAUUUACAAGCAGCUAGACAAAGUCGGAUGAAGGCACCACCAGUUGCUGAAUCAAUAAAAAGAAUCAUUCGAGGGGAGCCAUAUUCCCUAGAACUUUACAAGUCCCUCAAGGAGAAAGUAGAGUUACUUGACGUUGCUGUGAAAAUGCACGAUGGCAAUGCUAUUAUUGCCGUCAUAUUGUUUCUCAAGAAAACAGUAAAAAGUAGCAUUUUCCUAAAUGAAGUGUCCAAGCGUCCCAAAGCAGUCGCUCACUUGUCCAAAUAUUUGAAGGAUCAUUAUGAUUUUGAUGAGCUGGCCAGACUUUACAGGAUAACUGGAAAUCACGAAGAAGCAGCGCUUUUGAAACUUAAUCAGAUUAUGAAAUUAGAAGAUGCAAAAGACAGAUUAACAGGCCUGCGAGUAUGCUUACGUGAUGAUUUGCAGCCGUUUCCUCAGCUAGCUGACCUAUCAUCUACUUCGCAAGACUAUGCCACUUUGCUAGAGAUGCAGAUUCCCUUAGAGGCUGCAGAUGUAAAAGCUGAAAUGGAGAGGAGAAAUAUGUCAAUGACCACACAUCCUCGCCAAGCUAGCGUGACCCUCUGCCCUGUCAUCACCACCUUAUAUUACUGCUGCCUCUACCACUAUCAAGACUCUGCGGCACAAAAGAGUAGUCCGAUGUGGAUUAAGAGUACAUUCAAGUUAUCUGAUAAGCAAGUAGAAUGGACGGCCUUGACAUCCAGGGCUAAGAUGCACUCCUGGAAGGACAUCGAUGACAUUCUCACUGGCAAGGGCUGGUUCGGAUCAUCCAGGUGCCGGUCGUUAAUUGGAUUUGAGAAUGUAGUGAACGUCCUGCAUCGGAAUAAAGCCCCAGAAAAUGUUUUAAGCAAGUACUUAAGACUGAUUGACGACCAUAGCAGGCGCAUAUCCCUAGCCACAAAGUGUAAAUGCUAUGAUGUAGCCAUUGAGACUAUUGUUGCGCAAAAAGAUCGCCAGAGUCUGGUACAAUACCGACAGAAUUUGCCUGACAACGCUCCUCAGCAUCAGACCAUCAUGAGCUACUUGAGGAAUUCGCAAAUCCGAUGGAAAAAUUAAAAGAUCAACAAUUUAAAAUUCACACAAUUUCCACAAUACGCUGGACGACAAGGUUCAAUAUACGGCGAGUUUUUUAAAGCCGCAUUGUCACCAUUUUACUUCCGGUCGAGUACGUAACAAUAUCCAAUGAUUUUUAACGGAAAAAUAUUUCAAAAUAUUGAAAGCAGUGUGUUUAUUGAAAGUUUCUUUGAGGAUCUGAUUGAUAAUUUAAAGCGGAUGGCCUGAUUUUAAUAGAUUAUUUUGUUUUUUAACGGUUGAGGUUUCCGUCGGACCUCCGGAAGUAAACUGGUGACAAUGCGGCUUUAAGGAAGGGCAUUCAAGACGACAUUUCACGCUCUCGCACAACACCAAGUCCUCUCCCUUGACCCUCUACGCAGGCUACGUCUGUAUUUUCUUCAGAAACCGAGAUAAUGAGUAAUGCAUGAUAUGGCAUUUAAAGAGCCCACAGCGACAAUAAAAAUGAAAAACAAAUUAAAA
Nematostella vectensis (starlet sea anemone) is the source of this 2257-nucleotide messenger RNA. RefSeq names its product spermatogenesis-defective protein 39 homolog. Lineage: Eukaryota; Metazoa; Cnidaria; Anthozoa; Actiniaria; Edwardsiidae. Gene Ontology annotation, biological process: vacuolar transport; intracellular protein transport. The coding region runs from base 53 to 1780 and encodes 575 amino acids. The record is from RefSeq and is a predicted model, not a curated record. The transcript has 20 exons. Gene Ontology annotation, cellular component: cytoplasm.